UGACAAAAAUAAAAACCCUACUCCUCCUACUGCUAAAACCAGUAUAGCGCCGUGACAAUAUAAUCUCUUCCGUAUUUCCAUUUCUGCAAAGAGGCUGCACGGAAGAGAAAUGGAAGGCUCUGUUGAUGAAACAGCAAAAGCAGUUUCCAAUUUAGCUAUGGAGGGCGGCCCUGAAGCUCUUAGCAAGAAUGCUUUGAAGAGGGAACUUAAAAUGAAGCAGAAGGAGGAAGAGAGACGCCGGAAGGAGGAGGAGAAGGCGGCCAAGCAGGCUGCUCUCAAGGCCCAAGGUCAGAAAUCUGCAGCAGCUGAUGAGGAGGAUAUGGACCCAACACAAUACUUCGAAAAUAGGCUGAAAUAUCUUGCUUCCCAAAAGGCUGAAGAGAGAAAUCCAUAUCCUCACAAGUUCUGUGUUACAAUGUCCAUUGAGGAGUACAAACAAAAGUAUGGAGGCUUAAACGACGGAGAGCAUCUUGAGGAUGUCACUGUGUCUUUGGCUGGGCGAAUCAUGAAAAAACGAUCUGCCGCUGCAAAGCUCUUCUUUUAUGAUUUGCAUGGUGGUGGUGUUAAAGUCCAAGUGAUGGCUGAUUUUAGCAAAUCAGACAUGGAAGAAGCUGAGUUUUCUAAGUUCCAUUCCAAUGUGAAGCGUGGUGAUAUUGUUGGUGUCACUGGCUUUCCAGGAAAAACCAAAAGGGGAGAACUGAGUAUUUUUCCAUCAUCUUUUGCUGUUCUAUCUCAUUGUCUUCAUAUGAUGCCGAAAGAAAAAGCUGGUCCUGGUGCAGUUAAUGCCAAUAGAACUGAUGUUUGGCUCCCAGGAUGUCCCAGGAAUCCCGAUACAUAUAUUUUAAAAGAUCAGGAAACUCGUUAUCGACAACGGUAUCUUGAUUUGAUGUUGAAUCUAGAGGUUCGGCAGAUAUUCAAGACCAGAUCGAGGAUCAUAACAUAUAUUAGAAGCUUUCUUGACAGCCUUGAUUUUUUGGAGGUUGAAACACCCAUGAUGAACAUGAUUGCUGGUGGAGCUGCUGCUCGUCCAUUUGUGACUCAUCACAAUGAAUUAAACAUGAGGCUGUUUAUGCGAAUUGCACCGGAGCUUUACCUUAAAGAGUUGGUUGUUGGUGGACUUGAUCGUGUAUAUGAGAUAGGAAAACAGUUUAGGAAUGAGGGUAUUGAUUUGACUCAUAAUCCUGAGUUCACAACCUGUGAGUUUUAUAUGGCUUUUGCCGAUUACAAUGACUUGAUGGAACUAACUGAGAGAUUGUUGAGUGGAAUGGUCAAGGAGCUUACAGGUGGCCACAAAAUUAAGUAUCAUGCAAAUGGGCUGGAGAAGGAUCCUAUUGAGAUUGAUUUUACACCUCCUUUUAGACGAAUUGACAUGAUAGAGGAGUUGGAGAAGAUGGCCAAUCUGAACAUACCAAAGGACCUUACCAGUGAUGAAGCUAACAAGUAUCUGGUGGCCGCAUGUGAGAGGUUUGAGGUCAAGUGUCCUCCCCCACAAACAACUGCUCGUUUGUUGGAUAAGUUGGUUGGGCACUUUCUGGAGGAAACUUGUGUGAAUCCUACUUUCAUCAUCAAUCAUCCUGAGAUCAUGAGUCCCUUGGCAAAAUGGCAUAGAUCAAGACCUGGCUUGACUGAACGUUUUGAAUUGUUCAUGAACAAGCAUGAGGUUUGCAAUGCAUACACUGAAUUGAAUGACCCUGUGGUACAACGAGAGCGAUUUGCUGAUCAACUCAAGGACCGACAAUCUGGUGAUGAUGAAGCUAUGGCUUUGGACGAGACAUUUUGCACAGCCCUCGAGUAUGGGUUACCUCCAACUGGUGGCUGGGGAAUGGGUAUCGACCGCCUAGCUAUGAUCUUAACUGAUUCACAGAAUAUCAAGGAAGUACUACUCUUCCCAGCAAUGAAGCCUCAAGAUGAACAUCCUCCCAAAGCAACUUAAGCUAUUAUCAGAGCUUUGACAUGUAGAGCUGAGUUUCAAUCCAUGUGCGCUUGUCGCGGAGGUAGACAUGUUGUCACACUGCUAGAUAAAUAUUUUUUUGUCCGAAUCUCAUUCUUAUUUGGGUUUGAUCAUUUGACCUAUACUUAUUUAAUGAAGAAUUUGAAAUGUUGUGAUGUACCUCAUUAUAAUAUAUAUAGCAGAUGUAAGUGUUUCUUCGUUCUA
Ricinus communis (castor bean) is the source of this 2155-nucleotide messenger RNA. Its product is annotated as lysine--tRNA ligase, cytoplasmic. The coding region runs from base 110 to 1933 and encodes 607 amino acids. The record is from RefSeq and is a predicted model, not a curated record. The transcript has 17 exons. Lineage: Eukaryota; Viridiplantae; Streptophyta; Magnoliopsida; Malpighiales; Euphorbiaceae. Gene Ontology annotation, biological process: lysyl-tRNA aminoacylation. Gene Ontology annotation, molecular function: lysine-tRNA ligase activity; ATP binding; tRNA binding. Gene Ontology annotation, cellular component: cytosol; cytoplasm.